CGGGAAAAUGAGGAUUUACGCAGCACUGCCACCAGCCUAAUAGGAAUAUUAAAAGUCUAAAUAACUUAACAAAGUAUAAACAACAUUCCGACAAUUUUUGUUGAUUGAUUUGUUGUCGGCCAUUGUCAAUUCGUUACUAUUUUUAAACGCGUCCAAUGGUUGCUAGAUGAAUGUCACAUGUAUACACUGUACGUCAAAUAUCGCCAGUUGACAUUCAAUCUGGAAUACAAGCAAGCCAUAAAGAACAGUUCAUUCAGAACAGCUGUAACAGCAACGUCACUAGCGCACUCCAGCAAGAUAAACGGGGGUGCUUAUUUUCGAACAUACAAAAUUUCAUCGGAAUGCAGCCAAAUUCCAAGUAUGUACCACUGACAAGUGGUGCAUCGAGCAGUGGCAGUGAGGCUACCGGACCGGUGGCUACCUGGAGUCGGAACAGAGUGAAGAACAUUCUCAAUGCGAAAGGUUACAUCAUCGGACAGUGCAUUGGAUCUGGGUCCUAUUCGAAGGUCUAUCAAGCAUACUAUCGACCAGCUCGGUUGGAGUCCGGACCGGGACACUCGAUAGCUUGCAAGCUGAUCGAUCGGCGCCGCACCUCGAAGGAUUACGAGCGAUUGCUGCCGCGUGAAACGGUGGCGAUGCUGGCCCUCAGCCAUCCACACAUCGUGUCGGUGAUGUCGAUCCAAGAGUACGGACCGUUCGUGUGCGUUUUUAUGGACUACUGCCGGCACGGGGAUCUGUUGCAGUAUGUGCAGGAGAAUAAACGAGUGUCGAUGCGCCGAUCAAGGCUCUUUUUCCGGCAGCUGGUAGCCGCUGUUGAGUAUAUGCACGAGCAGGGCUUUUGCCAUCGGGAUAUCAAGUGUGAGAAUGUGUUACUAGCCAGCACCUCCUAUUUGAAGCUGACCGAUUUCAGCUUCGCCAAGAAGUGUAGCGAACCGAAUGGUGCGCCAAGUGAGCUGAGUGCAACAUACUGCGGUUCGAUAGCGUACACUGCACCCGAAGUCCUGAAGGGAAUUCCGUACGAUCCGAAGGCACACGACAUGUGGUCGCUUGGGUGCGUCCUGUUCAUCAUGGUGUCCGGUACGAUGCCGUUUGACGAGAGCAACAUAGCGGUCACGAUUGGGAAUCAAGAGCGCAAGCAGUACGGUUAUCCGGCCGAUAUGAAACUAAACCCCAUGAUCAUAGACCUGAUUGAUAGGCUCAUUGAGCCGCAUGUAAGUGUGCGUGCUACCAUUGGACAGGUGGCACAACACCCGUGGGUCGUAGGUUAGUGUGCAUGUUAAUUCGUCAAGAUACUUACAACGGAUGUCACGAUCAGCGCCAGUACAACGAUGAUAACGAGCAGGGCAAUCAGGAUCCCUCGCCAGUUCCGUUGGUUCGGAUUGGCCGAGACGAGCUGAAAUGGGAGAAAGAAAACGCGAGCAACCAAUUAGAAUGAGGCAUUUGAUUGAAACGAUGCUACGAUGCCGGCCUUGACGGUUAUCUGAGUGUGAAUUCCCUUUAUGGAUCCCUGAGACGUUCGAAGGGUACAGCGAAUGCCGUGGUAAGAGUGGAUUAAUUAAAAGUUAUGACCAGGAAGUUUCGAAUAGAUUAUCCCGAAUCCCCAAAAAGACAAUAAAGCUUAAAUUGGGAUUCUUGUGAAGGUCAAUAUGA
Messenger RNA from Anopheles funestus (African malaria mosquito), 1650 nucleotides. RefSeq names its product testis-specific serine/threonine-protein kinase 6-like. Gene Ontology annotation, cellular component: cytoplasm. Gene Ontology annotation, biological process: protein phosphorylation; microtubule cytoskeleton organization; intracellular signal transduction. NCBI's taxonomy places the organism in Eukaryota, Metazoa, Arthropoda, Insecta, Diptera, Culicidae. The transcript has a single exon. The record is from RefSeq and is a predicted model, not a curated record. Bases 171 to 1268 code for a protein of 365 amino acids. Gene Ontology annotation, molecular function: tau-protein kinase activity; ATP binding; protein serine/threonine kinase activity.